UUUUAUWAAUAUUUUUUAUCAAUCGUAUAUAGUUACUGAUGCGCUAUUGAUGAGGGCGCAUCUUGGGUCCAAGAACAUCCCGGUCGUGUAUGGCAAAGUGGUCUGGACACGAGAAUCUGGGCACGAAGCAAAUACCGCUUGAUCUACCUUAACACCUCUGGUAUCUUUUGUUGUAACGAGGUUUGAAUGCAUGAMGGAUAAGACUAAACGAUGGCUAGCAACAGAUGGCUAAAUUACUGAAAAUACAAUAGUUAUAAAAUCACUACAAAACAAGACUUUAUUAUAGAAAAGACGUGUUUGUUCAUAUUUCAGGGKKUUUUUUUUCACCUUAAACUAUGAAAAGAUCGCUCUCAAUUUAAGUGAUUGAAACUGAAAUCAUAUCAUUAUGAUGCAAAAAAAUCGUGAAUCAAUAAAACCGAUUCAAGCAGAGUUAGUAGUAACUGAUUCAAGAAGAGUUAGUAGUAACUGAUUCAAGAUAUGAUGUUGUUGUCAUGUAAUUGAUGAAAAUAUUCUGUCAUCAACGUGCUAGUACACACUGUGUUGUUCAAACAUCACUGCAUGUAGAAAUCAACUCAAGAAAAUUGAUCCUUUAACAAUUAAUUUUAGUGCCAAAUGUUUUUGUACAACUCUGUAUUUCUUGAUUUUAUGCAAAUGUAUCUAAUUAUUUCGAUGGAAUCUGCUGUAAGAGGAGUUCUAGCAGGUCUUAAUCCAUUUCUAUUGUGAUACUGGCUGUGUUCGGUAACUUUGCAUGUAUCCAGCCCACCCGACAUAAYAAGCAAGCAAAAGGUCACUAUAGUUAUUACCAUCAAAUCAUCUCAACGAAACGCGAAUGUGUCUAAACAUUCUUUUAUUCGAGGAGACAAUGAGGUUCGAUUUAAACGUCUAAUUAAGAGUCCUUUAGAACUUUUGUUUCUGUUUUUCUUCAAAACAAAUGAAAUACAAAAAAGGUUUUUACCAAACUGUCAGGUGGUUUAGCAACCACCAUGCUUUGUGAAAAUCCUUUACCGGCACAUGUAUUAAAUAAAGCAAUCCAGUAUUGCAUUUAACUUCUUUUUGUUACAGUUAAGUUACUGUAUGUACGUUUCGACGAAACAUUGCCUCGAGAUAUUGACGAUUCACCACUAGUUAAAAAUCUAGAAAUCAUGAUUACGAACAAAAACUCCUUUCUGCACUCAACUCAAAAAAGAUUUGAAUUUGAUUUAAAAUAAACUAUCUAAGGCGCUACAUAGUAGAGAGGAAACUCUAUUUCUAGUUUAACGAGUAAAAGUCAGUAAAUCAACCGUACAUAGAGGCUGAAUGGCAUAUGAGGACGGCCUGGCGGCAGAAGGGGAUUGACAUGCUUUUGGAUUUAAUGGGCCAUUACCUUGUAACCAUUGCCAAUAAAGAACAAAUUAGGCAAAAAAAUCUACGACUUAAUGCCAUGAAAAGGCACAUUUUAUUCAAACGAAUUGACGCCCCGUUGAAAAGUUGACAAGAGAGUUAUAUUGUUUGAUGAACUUUAUCAAUUAAAGAUAGAAUUAGUUUGUGAACAAAUGACAGCAAUCGACGUUUACCGAAAGCUACUUUAGCUCAUUGGAGUUGCCAAUUAAUAGAUUCUCAAAAUGUAUAGAUUGUUUUAAUACAGAUUUGUUGAAGAAAUAUCUCGGUUCAACAGUUUACGAGGUGUAGGUCAUUCAAAGAUUUGCAUUGUUGCGUAGCAAAUCCCACUCGAAUUAACCCUGCUAUUCUUGAACACUUGCAGGCAUCUAACGAACGAAAAAUGACGUUUUGCGAUGAAUGCCAUUUCUUCGGCUGGGAGUCUAGUAUUAAUGUCAUAUGUGUAAGGUUUCCUGUUCUUAACAAAGGAGCCAGAAACAAAGGGACAUGCUAAGUACAAGUUAGUAAAGUAUUAAAUAUGUAGAUGCGCUUGGUCAAUCAGAGACACGUGUUUGUGAAUCGCAGUCAGUUACAAUGAAUAACAACACAAUGGUUUGAUGAAUCUUGCUUUAUGUGAGAAAACCCUAGAUUUCAGACAGAUAACAAGAAAUACUUUCCUUGUCGCUAUUCACUGGCUUGUGGAGAGUGAAGUGGUAUUUGAAUCUGGCUGUCCUUUGAACUGUCCUUUGCUUGAAAAGCCAUGCAAACAGUUCAUUUACACAAAACAAAUCCUAGUUAACUAACUUGAAAUAACUGUCUAAUGCAAGUUGCAAACAAUGGCAUCAGGAAAAGGCGUCCUGUCCCCAGAUUACUACCCAAGAGAUGAUGGCGAACAAAAACAACUUCAACACAGACAGAGAACUCGAAAACCCUGGCAAAUCCUGUGCGGUAUUUGUGAAAAACUUGACUACAUAACAUGCUGUGGAUUCGUGUUCUGUAAACGUUGUUUGAUUCGAUGUUUCCAGUUCCGUCAAUCGGUGUUCACCAGAAUGGCUUACAUUGGUUUUCUAUUGGGUGGUUGUCUAAUAUGUUGCCUAAUGCUUUCUCCAAAGACAAGGGCGUUGUUGAGCGAUAGAUUUUGUCAAACUAUAACAUACUUUGUAUGUGACACUGUGCGUGGUUAUUCUGCUGCAUACAGGGUGUUCUCAUCUAUCUCUAUAUUCUUCUUUCUAUUGGCAAUCAUGACAUUUGGCAUAUCGUCAAGUAAUAACCAUCGUGCUCGUAUUCAUAAUCACUACUGGGGGGUCAAGAUCUUGUUGCUUACGUUUUUCGUCUUUUCGUUUCUAUUUGUACCACAUUCCGAGUACAGCGGGGAAGUGUGGAUGUUUUUUGGACUGAAUGGGGGAUUUGCGUUUAUAAUACUACAAAGCAUUCUUCUGAUGGAUAUUGUACAUUCAUGGAACACUAGUUGUGUGGAGAAAUUAGAAAAUUCUCAGCAUGACCGUCGUGCCUUUCGUCUCUGGUACGCCAUUCUCUGGGUGCCCACUAUAACUUUGUACAGCGUCUCCAUAAUCUCUAUAGGUCUAUUUUACGCCCAAUAUGCGCAGAAAGGAUGCUACAAUAACAUGUUUUUUAUCAGUUUUAACAUUUACCUGUGCCUUGCUGCGACCUAUAUAUCUAUUAACCCCUCCGUUCAAGAGAGGCGCCCGCGAUCCGGUCUUCUCCAGGCAUCAGUGGCUACCACUUACAAUACUUUUAUCACGUGGUUAGCGCUGUCCAAUGCCCCGGAUGAAGAAUGUAACCCAUCACGUGCUUAUCUAUUUCCCGGAAGUACGUUACAUAACGUGCAAAUGUUGCUGGCGCUGGGUCUGAUGUUCUUCUUGUUAAUUUGUACCAGUCUUAGAGAGGUUUCCUCCCCUCAAUAUGGAAAAAUCAAACUUUUUUCCUCGCGACAUUUAGGGACAGCAAGCAAUAAAAAUAUCGAGAUAGACCCCAUGGCCGACAAUCCAGACCUGCAGAACGACAAACCAAAGACAAUUGUAAAAGAUAAUGAAGACGAUGGGGUUGAGUACAGUUACUCUUUCUUUCAUGCCAUGCUUUGCUUGGGAUCCCUGUUUGCUAUGAUGACCAUAACAAACUGGUACCGACCAGAAGAAGAAGAGAACCUUACAGUCAAGCUUAUAUCUAGUUGGGGCUCUGUAUGGAUACGCAUUUCUGCUGCUAUUUUUAGUGUUUUUAUCUAUAUAUGGACAUUGGUGGCACCUGUCAUGUUUCCUAAUUCUUACAAAGAUCUAGUCUUCUUUCAAUUUAUGUUGAUGGGCGAUCACUAACUCGUAGGUGUAGAAUAGAAGGAGGUAUUUUAUAUCGCAGCGUAGGCCAGGCUAUUUCUUUAAUUUAUAUGAACAUUGAUUUUGUAAUUAUAGCGAUAUAGUGGAUGCACCGUGAAACAAAUAUUACGACUAUCUACCAAAUGAUGUUGGUAAGACAACAGAGCAUCAUUUMUCUUCAGUUUUGCACUGGUUUUGGUUCACGGAUUAAGYGUGUUCACUCUAAAAUAUAGAAAUGUUGAUAUAUGUAAAUCGUUAGUCUUCAGGUUACCUCUAACAACAAGUGUAGGUUACAGUCACUGUCUAAAUCUUUGCUCGYAGUAAUUACCACUUUAGAGGGUAAUGUAGAAACGAUUCUUCUGAUUCUUAGCUACAGUUGUUAGAAAUCCAAUCCUUUUGUAAUCAUCAUUUUUUAUCUCAAAGGCUAAGGAUACAUUUAAAGGUAGUUUGUUUGUAAA
Molecule: messenger RNA, 4141 nt
Organism: Exaiptasia diaphana
Lineage: Eukaryota; Metazoa; Cnidaria; Anthozoa; Actiniaria; Aiptasiidae
Product: probable serine incorporator
Exons: 1
Coding region: 2193-3686 (497 amino acids)
Cellular component (GO): membrane
Source: RefSeq, a predicted model, not a curated record